AUGUCGGGAAGCGAGAAAUCAAAAGUCAACCUGACUUCCCAUGUUAGUUUGUUCCCAGCACCACCUUGGCAACUUAUAAAUAAACUCUUCAGUACCGAGACCCCUCCACGCCCACCUACCCCUCCUGGUUCAACUGCCUACAGAAUGUUCGGAAAUUUUUAUAAUUCUGAAGAUGCCAUCCUCCGGUCUCUGGAAUCACAAGGUGUUCGUCGAGUUUAUCCACAGACGUAUAAUCGUAAGCGGGAGUUAAGAAAAAUUAAUUUUUCAAUAUUGGCUAACUACUUGGAUUUGUUGGACAUUAUCACUCGUGAUCCCAGUUCAUGUAAACGAACAGAAAAGCUUGAUCACUUGGCUAUUCUAUUCAUUAAUAUGCAUCAUCUUGUUAAUGAGUAUCGACAACACCAAGCCAGAGAUCUACUUCGAGAAAUUCUUAAAUAUCAGGUUAACGUAGGAGCAGAAACUGUCGAAAAGGCUGAGCAGUAUUUAACCCGAGCAGAUGAACAACUCAGGAUAGCAGCUAAUGAUCUUAUUGUCCCUGGUACACCAGUUUCAUCUUCUAGUAGUUUUAAUCUCAUGGAAAAUCUACGAAAUGGUCUCAAUGAUCUAGGCCCCGAGUUGACUCCCUUAUUACAUACUGUACUUGAUGAGACACUAGUAUCCAAUCCUGUUGGUCGGUGUUUGCAACCUAAGCAAGGAUCUAUAUCUCUUCCAAAUCAAUCAAUGGAAUACUGUUCUGUCAAUGCGAACAAUCCUGAUGAUUAUCAAAUACCUGAUCACAUUGAUAUGGCUCUUUGGGAUUUUCUAUUUCAAAAUAAAGAUGAUUCUGAAAUGGAUAUUAGCUAA
This is a messenger RNA of Schistosoma rodhaini, 843 nucleotides long. Lineage: Eukaryota; Metazoa; Platyhelminthes; Trematoda; Strigeidida; Schistosomatidae. The record is from the annotation of a GenBank genome assembly.